UUUGAGGUUAUGGAACAAAAUCUACAAUGAUUUUUAGUUUAAAAAUAUAUAAGUACCGAUUUAUAUAUUUUUAAUCAAUCGUUUCGACAUUUAUGUACUUUUUAUUAACAUCUGAUUUAUAAAUAUAUUUUAUUAAGAUUAAUUACUGAACUCUGAUUACUUAGAAUAUACAUACAUGUGAUAAGGUUAUCAUUGUUAUUACAUAGUUCAUUCUAAAAAUCUUUAUCAUUGAAAUUUAACGUUAUCUGUUUGUUUAUGUUCAUUGUGGGAAGUCCCCACUUCUUUAUUAUAACCAUACCAAUCAGUUGCAUUUAGUACAGAUUCAAGCUAAGAUGGCUUACCGUGAGAUACUCUGUGAAAUAUUCUCUAAUAAAUCUGCAGAAACUAUAGAUAAUAUUAUAAGGAUUGUUGAAGAAAAUGGUGGUGGUGCUGAUGAUGAAAUGUUAGAAACUAUGAUCAAUUUGCUUUCCUUUACUGGAAAUCCAGACAAAGAAGAUAUUAUACUGACAAAGAAUAGUGAACCAGAUGAACUUUUGGAUGAGGCUACUGGAAUUAACUGGGAUUUAGCAAGUAGUUCAAAAAAAAAACAAGAUGUGUUUACAUUUCAAAAAUUAACUGAUGUUUUGCCAAAUGCUGACCCCUCCUAUUUAGAAGAAAAAUCAAAAGAAUUACACUGCGAAGAAGAUUUACAAAAUUUCAUUGAUAACGCCCUUGACAAUAAAAAUUAUCCUACAGUAGAAGAAUACUUAAAAAGAAAAGAAGAAAAAUUAGAACGCCAACAUUACACAUCAAAUUUCCAUCUUUAUGAGUUCUUGAAAGAAUUUCCAGAUCCUUUUACAUAUUUUGAAGCCCAAAAUAGAAGCCACUCUUUGUUAAUUAACGAAACAGACAAAGAAAACAAAGCUGAAGACAUUUUAAAUCAAGAAAAAGAUUUUGCACUAACAUUUCUUUACAAUCACUUCUCAAAACAACGUAAACGCGAUAUAAAAAGGAUCUUUACAAGUUAUAAUUAUGAUGUUGUAAAAACUGCAAAUCAAUUAUGGAAAGUACCACCUGCUUUUAAAGAAGCCAGAUUGAUUAUACCUCAAGACGACGAUUUAAAAACAAAUAUACUUCUCCUUAAAGAAAUCGCUUUCGUUAAAAAUGCGAAAGAAAUACGUCGAGUAAUCAAAGUACAAAAAGAAAAUAUCGAAAAAUCGCGAAAAUUAGGGUUAUUACAAACGUGUUCGAUCUGUUAUUUCGAUGAAUUAGUCCCUGAGGAAUGUUAUAUUUGUAGUAAUGAAUGCAUUUUUUGUCGCGAUUGUAUUCGACAAGCAAUUCAACUUGCAAUUAAUGAAGAAAAAUUAGAAAUGGGGUGUUUGAUGAAUUGCGGUGGCGAUUAUAGUUUGACCACUUUACAAAUGGUUUUGGAUCGAAAAACGUUCGAACGUUUUUGGCAGAAAAAACAACUUCACGAAAUUGAAAAAGCUAAAAUUGAUGGCCUUGAAUUUUGUUGCCUCUGUUAUAAAUUUGCUUAUAUUCCAAAUCCUGAUGAUAAAAUAUUUUCUUGUACUGCAUGCAAGCAAGAUUCAUGUAGAGAAUGUAAACAUGAAUCUCAUAUUCCAUUACGGUGCAAUGAAAUUGAAUAUGAUAAGGAUGUUCAAAUAAGAACUUUUAUUGAAAAUAAGAUGACUGAAGCACUUGUUAGAAAAUGUUAUCAAUGUGGUAAACAAUAUAUUAAAAGUUCUGGGUGUAAUAAGAUUCAAUGUAGUUGUGGAGCUAAAAUGUGUUAUCUGUGUAAUGUUGCUAUUAAUAAUUAUGAUCAUUUCGGCGACAAUAAGUGCGCUUUAUUCACCGACGAUAAUCUUCUUCAUUUAGAAAAUGUUAAGGAAGGUGCUAGAAAAGCUAAAGUUGAAUUGGGAGUUGAUAAAAAUCCGGAAAUGUUAAAAUUCGAUCCUGCCAAAGAUUUAGAGUCUUGAUUAUAAAUUAAAUAUUGAUUAAAAUUAUUUUGUAUUUUGCUACUAAUCUAAAGAAAAUUUUAAAUAUGUUUA
This is a messenger RNA of Onthophagus taurus, 2030 nucleotides long. RefSeq lists its product as uncharacterized. The record is from RefSeq and is a predicted model, not a curated record. NCBI's taxonomy places the organism in Eukaryota, Metazoa, Arthropoda, Insecta, Coleoptera, Scarabaeidae.